CUCUUUUUAUCCCCUAUUUUUUAUGUUUUUUUUUUUUUUUUCUCUUCCAAGAUUUUACUCUCUCCCGCAAUCGCAUAAUUGUCCCCCUUUCCGUGUUUGAGUUUGUUCCCAGAAAACAAAAAAUGAAACUUGUCAAUUUUUGAGUUAGGGGUUUCUUAGGGUUUGAUGUUGAAGAAAAGUUUGAGAAUGUUGAGCACUUUGUCAGGUAAGUUUUGAUGGGUUAUGUUGUUAUUUGAAAAUGGAUUCCGAGUUGAUUAAAGAUUUAGGUUUUAGUUAUUUUGAGGAUGAUGGAGUUAAUUGGAAUCUGAUUUCAUGGGAUAGGGUAAAUCAGUGAUCAAGAGCUGGAAAUUAAAAAAAAAAAUCAGCCAAAAAGAAAAAUAAGCUUGAAAUUUAGUGGUUCGGUUUUUGAUUAGGUCAAUGAACGUGGAGGGGUUUGAUUCUGUUAAUUUGGCUGUUGAGAAUUGAGAAUUUAGAGUUGAAAAAGUUGAUUUUUUAAGUAAUUUUUUAUGGGUUUUUGUUAUUUGAUUCAAUAAUAAAGGGAUUUUGCAUUUCUUUCCGUUUAUGAAGAGAUUCAAGGGUUUAGGACUUUGGGGUUUUUCUUUUUUGGAAGAGUGGAGUGGUGAUGAGAAUUAGCGGGAUUCUUUUUGGAAAAGAAUAAUUGAUUGUUAUGUUGUUCUUGAAGUUUGUUUAAAGGGAAGAGGAAAUUUGGGAUUGGAGCUGGUAAAGUGUAGGGGAAAUAUCGUUUUUGUUUCAUUUUGAAUCUUGUUUUGAGCUAUAGGCUUGGAUUUUUUUAGGUAUACUUUCAGAGUUUCUCAUUGUUGAGUUGAAUUUUGGGUUUUAAUGGAUGACAUUGAAGAUGAUGCUAGAUACCCUCCAAAUCCUUAUGGUGUUAGUCACCAGCAGGGUUAUGGUUCUUCAAAUCGCCAAAAGCUUCCUGUAAGAAAUGCUCCUUAUGCUAGACCAAUUGUGAAUCAAUAUGUUGAUGAUGAUGAAGAUGAGGAGGAGGAAGAAGAUGAGGAGGAUUUGGGAGAGGAAGAGGAAAACCAUAAUCAAAACAAUGGUGUUCGGUAUGUAGGAAAAGAUAUGGAUGAUGAUGAGGAGGAGGAGGAGCUGGAUGAAGACGAGGAUGAUAACGAUGAAGGUGGUGAUAAGCAGAAAGGUUAUAAUAGAAAGAGUGAUGAGGUUGACAUGGAGAGGCACCCAAAAAAGAGGAAAUUGAAGAGUUUGGUGUCAAGUUAUGAAUUUGCUCCUCGAGUACCAGCACCAGCAGUUGCAGCUACAUCAGUGCCAAAGCCCUCAUAUGGUGGGAGGAAUUCUCUUACAGAUUGGACCGAGCGUGAGACAUUUGUUUUGCUGGAUGCAUGGGGUGACCGGUUUUUGCAACGUGGGAGGAAGAGUCUUCGGUCUGAGGAAUGGCAAGAUGUUGCAGAGAGGGUAUCAGAGGUUUCAAAGAUUGAAAGGACUGACACCCAGUGUCGUAAUCGAUUGGAUACAUUGAAGAAGAAGUAUAAGAAGGAGAAGGCUAUGCUGGCAGAGACUGGUGCUACUACUAGCAAAUGGGUUUAUUUCAAAAAGAUGGAUAUGUUAAUGACAACUCCUCCACAGCAGGGUGGACUCUCUUGUGGGUUGGACUCAGGGGAGUAUGUGUUCAUGAACCCUCGGGUUUAUUUGAACCGUGCAAAUGGUUUGGAUGAAAUGAGGGAUAGCCCAGCAAAUUCAGAAUCUGCUGAUGGUGAGGAGGAUAUCUCAGAUGGACUGCCACCUAAAAAGAGAAGAUUUGGGAGGCAAUCUGAUGAGGGUUCUUCGUUCAGAUUGCUUGCAGAUUCUAUUCAGAAAUUUAGCGAUAUAUAUGAAAAGAUUGAGAAUAGUAAAAGACAGCAGAUGUUGGAAUUGGAGAAGAUGAGAAUGGAUUUUCAUAAGGAGUUGGAAAUGCAGAAGAGGCAGAUCAUGGAGAGAGCACAGGCUGAAAUUGCAAAAAUACAGCAGGGUGAUGAUGAGGAGAAUGAUGUCUCUGCUGAGAAUGCUAGUGAGUAAUGCAUGCAAAACCCAGUUAUCUUUGUAAGGGUGGGUAGAUGUUGACUGCUAAAUGUUGUUGUAUAAUAUAUUGGGGACUUUUCCCAAUAGCUAUUGUGAACGACAAUAAUGACGCUAGACAUGCUGUAUCAGUCAAGUAGAAAAUUUUUACUGAAUUUAGAGAAGAUCAUUACUCUCAUUAUUACUUGUACUGCUUCAAUGUUAUAGUUCACUGGUGAUCCUUUUUUCCUCUA
This is a messenger RNA of Theobroma umbraticum, 2267 nucleotides long. RefSeq lists its product as uncharacterized. Gene Ontology annotation, cellular component: nucleus. Lineage: Eukaryota; Viridiplantae; Streptophyta; Magnoliopsida; Malvales; Malvaceae. Gene Ontology annotation, molecular function: transcription cis-regulatory region binding. The record is from RefSeq and is a predicted model, not a curated record.